Chelonia mydas (Green sea turtle) is the source of this 3966-nucleotide messenger RNA. It is a transcript of the gene KCNJ1, whose product is annotated as potassium inwardly rectifying channel subfamily J member 1. The transcript is spliced from 2 exons. Bases 348 to 1466 code for a protein of 372 amino acids. Gene Ontology annotation, cellular component: plasma membrane. Gene Ontology annotation, molecular function: ATP-activated inward rectifier potassium channel activity. The record is from RefSeq and is a predicted model, not a curated record. Lineage: Eukaryota; Metazoa; Chordata; Testudines; Cheloniidae. Gene Ontology annotation, biological process: regulation of monoatomic ion transmembrane transport; potassium ion import across plasma membrane.
UCCCUUAGUUAGCUUUGCCAGCUCGACGCCUCUGCUAUAUCUAAACCAUUUAGCUGCCACUGCUGUGCCUUUCUAGCAGCGUUUAUAAAGUAAAGCACAGCCUUAAUGUGCCAUUGCAUAUAGAUGAGCUGUCAACCAGUUUGAGCUAACACGGUGACGUAAAUACCAAAGGAGACCUUGAGCUCUCUUCCACCUGAUACAGGACCCACAGGACCAAAGCACGGAAGAAACCUACAGCUCCAGGGAUAUUGCGAGUUACUCAUUGUGCAAGAAGCAGGGCAGCCUUUUCUCUCUUCUGUGGCCAUUCUUACUGCUUAGCAAACAAGACUACUUUGUCGAUAGAGGGAAUGUUCAAAUACUUCCGGAAGCGCUUUGCCAGCCAUCUGACGGAACGCUGUCGCCGAAGAGCAAGGCUGGUAUCUAAAGAUGGAAGGUGUAACAUAGAGUUUGGGAACGUGGAAGAACAGUCACGGUUUGUCUUCUUGAUUGAUAUAUGGACCACCAUCCUGGACCUAAGAUGGAGAUACAAGAUGACCAUCUUCAUCUCAGCAUUCUUAGGCAGUUGGUUCCUAUUUGGUCUCCUUUGGUACGUUGUGGCAUAUAUACAUAAAGAUCUUCCUGAAUUCAGUCCUUCCAUAAACCACACCCCAUGUGUGCAGAACAUAAACGGCUUGACCUCUGCUUUCCUGUUCUCCCUGGAAACCCAGGUUACCAUUGGCUAUGGCUUCAGGUAUGUCACAGAGCAGUGUGCCACUGCCAUUUUCCUGCUGAUCUUCCAGUCUAUCCUUGGGGUCAUCAUCAACUCUUUCAUGUGUGGCGCUAUCUUGGCUAAGAUUUCUAGGUCCAAGAAACGGGCCAAGACCAUCACCUUCAGCAAGAAUGCGGUCAUUAGCAAACGAGGCGGCAAGCUGUGCCUCCUUAUCCGGGUGGCCAACCUUAGGAAGAGUCUACUGAUUGGGAGCCACAUCUAUGGGAAGCUUCUGAAGACCACCAUCACUCCAGAAGGAGAGACUAUCAUCUUGGACCAGGUCAACAUAGACUUUGUGGUGGAUGCUGGCAAUGAGAACCUCUUCUUCAUCUCCCCCUUGACUAUUUACCACAUCAUUGAUAAGACCAGCCCGUUCUUCCACAUGUCAGUGGAAACCAUCCUCCAGCAGGAUUUUGAGCUAGUGGUAUUUUUAGAUGGUACAGUGGAGGCCACUAGUGCUACCUGUCAGGUCAGGACAUCCUAUAUCCCAGAGGAGGUACUCUGGGGCUACCGUUUUGCUCCCAUUGUGUCCAAGACCAAGGAAGGGAAGUAUAGAGUAGACUUCCACAACUUCAGCAAGACCGUGGAAGUAGAGACUCCUCACUGUGCCUUUUGCCUCUACAAUGAGAAGGAUGCUAAAGCGAAGGCAAAGAGAGGUUACGACAACCCUGGCUUCAUUCUAUCAGAAGUCAAUGAAACCAGCGACACAAAAAUGUAGCUCUGUAUGCACAUGGGACUGGGGCAUUUUUUAUCGUAACACAAACUCAAUACGGAGGUGCCCAAUAACCUAGUAGCACAGAAGAAAAAUGAACAGGGCUGUUUUGACAUGAAAAUAGCUCCUGAUUUCUCAAAAGAAUUAAAUCAAAGCAGACCACCACACCAGUGAUCUCCGAGAGGCUAUUUAACUGCAUUAUAUAUAUAUAUAAAUAUAUUUUCAUAGAAUAUAUAUUUUUUAUACCUAUGGGAUGUUCAUUUAAGCUGCUAAAUUGGAAUGUCCGACUCACACAAUUAAGUUCCCAAAUGCAUUUGAGCCAUAAGCAAGUCUGACAACAUGCCUUAAAAGAAGAGACACAGGGAGGGCUUCAGAUGUGCUGAAGAGGAGCGGUUCUUGGGAUGAAAUGUGAAAAGAAGAGAUAGGUAAAAAAUCGUCAAAAGUGCCUAAAGGUACAUCAACAAUCCCACGUGGCUCCCUAGUUACAUACUAGGGCAGUUGGGAUUAUUUGAGCAGAAUUACUGCAUGUACAUCUACCCAAGCUGGUAAUUACACCUCCCAGCUACUGUGUAGACAUAUCCUAAGUGGCAUAGGAGCCUAAACCCCAUUUUCAUAAUUGAAAUCAAUGAGAGUUAGGUGCCUAAAUACUUUUGAGGAACUGGGCCAUAGAGCUUAUGUCCCACUGAUUUUCUCCUAGUAGCCUAAGUCACUUUUGAAAAUGGGACAUAAGUUCCUUAGAAAAUUUGACCCCAGGAUCUCUUCUUUCUUUCUUUCUCUGUUUGACUCUUCUUAAUCUAUUGUAGUGAAGCCUUAGUAGGUUCUAGUUUCUUGGAAAGCUAGAAGCAAAGGAAAAGUUUGGGUCAUGAUGAUGUAUUUAGAGCUGGCGAGAAAAUUGAAUUUCCUUCCCAUGAAAUAUUCUGAUUUUGUGGAAGAAUAUUUUUUGUCCCAAAUCAGAACAAAAUGUCAAAAAUUUAAAUUUUUUUGCAGGAGGAAAAAGUCUGAAAAAUUCCAUUUUGGGAGAACCAAACCAGAAUUGUUUGCCUUGCUCCCAGCUGGCUGACUCACUCUCAUAGGACUUCCCAGAAAGCUGACUGCGUGGCAGGUCAGGUGGCCCCAUGAGGCAGCUGUCCAGGCAAUCUGGGAGCUGGGGAAAGACAGGGCUGGCAGUAAAAAUGGUUUGAUGGAAUUGAAAUAUUCAUGGAGAACGUGUUGAUUCCUUGGAAUCUGCUUUUUCUGAUGAAAAAUUGUUCCAUUGUACAUUUUUUUGAUCAGCUUUAGAUGUAUCCUUUUAAGAAAAAAGAUACUUUAUAUGCAAAACAAAAAUAAAAUAUAUUAUUCUCUGAAGCAUGAUAGGACUUUGCCUACAACAUUAGCAAUGAGGAUGCAGAAACACUCAAAAUUGAAUUUUCUAAAGGCUGAAACCAACUGAAUAAUAAAUAAAUAAGUCAACUGAAAGAUUCCCAUUGACCUCAAUGAGCUUUGGAUUAAGCCAUAAAUCAUACAUCCCAUUUAUGCAAGCAAAACAUUCACAGGCAUGAGACACUGAGCUUUCAAUCAGUAACAAUCAGGUACGCAAAGUAUGUUGAGCAUAGCUGGUCAAAAUUUUUCUAAUUUUGAUUUUUCAGUGAAGUUUGAAACACCAAUGAGAAGUUUCAGCUAACAUUUUGUGAAUUUUUCACCAUGCCCUCCUUGUUUUUUCAACUGAGUUCUACUGUUGAGUGUCCAAAUGAUGGACCAAAGAGGCGUGGGUGAUCCUGGGGCUUUUCCCCAUCAGUUUAAUCAACACAAGUCCAUGUUGAACAUGGUUAUGAUGCAAAUGACAUGCUAAAUGCUGUUUGCAGUGUCGAUGUAGCCGCAUUGGUCCCAAGAUAUUAGAGAGACAAGGUGGGUGAAGUAAUAUUUUUUACUGUGCCAACUUCUUGUCUCUUUCACCAACAGAAGUUGGUCCAAUGAAAGAUAUUACUUCAUCCCCUUCGAAAUGCUGACAGAUCUGAACAGUUUGAAUGGAAAAGGAGAAUUAAGCAGGCAAAAUUACAAGAAUCAUACUGAGAGUUAUUUUGAGAAUGAGUGGGAUGGAGCGUAGUGUAGAGAUCUGGGCAUAGGACAGGGAGCCAGGAACUCUCAUGUCCCAAUCUCAUUUCUCAUAGCAACUCUUUCUUUGGCUUUGGGCAAAUCACUUUAACACAUACUUUGGGGUCUCUACCUGUAAUAUGGGAUGACAGUACUCACCUACCUCCCAGGGGUGUUGUGAGGAACAAUUAGUUAAUGCCUGUAAAGCAUUUGAAGAUUAGUCAGCCCUAAGUAUGAAGAGUGACCAACCCUUCAUUGUAUAUUGUCUCCACUCCUUCACCCACCCACCCACUACUUCUUUUCUUGUGGGCAGAAGGGUUAGCAUUGCUACUCAGUGCAGGUGGAUACAAAGAGAUGUUUGUUUUAAUGUUGUGCGUCCAGAUGCAACAGUGAUGAGCACACUGUAAGUUAUUAAAAUAAAUGUCAUAGAAGACAG